CUAUAUUGAGCUUUUUGAUUAGUAAAAUGUAAAUCUUCCCAUCCUCCUUUCAAAUUUCUUUCUUGUUAUGUUUGGGAGGAUUUCUGAGGUAUUCUGAAAAGAUCUCCACACACAGGGAUUGGUCAAGAGAUUCUGUCAGCUGUAAUCUUUCUGAGCUUUUUACCCUUAAAUCUUUUUACAGACGGAAUCAUUCCCAAAUGCCUGGAAGUUCUUCAUUGGAUUACUGUGUUUUAAACAGAGUUUUGUGAGCAGCCUUUCAUCUUCAGCCGGAAAGAGAGAUGUGGAAAGCUUCGGCAGGCCACGCCGUGUCCAUCACCCCGGAUGAUGGGGGAGCUGACGACUGGGAAACUGACCCCGACUUUGUGAAUGAUGUCAGUGAAAAAGAACAAAGAUGGGGCGCCAAAACUGUGCAGGGGUCCGGGCACCAGGAACACAUCAACAUACACAAGCUGAGAGAGAACGUUUUUCAAGAACAUCAGACCCUUAAGGAGAAGGAACUGGAAACAGGACCAAAAGCCUCCCAUGGCUAUGGAGGGAAAUUUGGCGUGGAACAAGACAGAAUGGAUAAAUCAGCUGUCGGCCAUGAAUAUCAGUCAAAACUUUCCAAGCACUGCUCGCAGGUUGACUCAGUCCGGGGUUUUGGAGGCAAGUUUGGGGUCCAGAUGGACAGAGUUGAUCAGUCUGCUGUGGGCUUUGAGUACCAAGGCAAGACCGAGAAGCACGCCUCCCAGAAAGACUACUCGAGUGGUUUCGGCGGCAAGUACGGCGUGCAGGCUGACCGCGUGGACAAGAGCGCCGUGGGCUUCGACUACCAGGGCAAGACAGAGAAGCACGAGUCACAGAGAGAUUACUCCAGAGGCUUUGGUGGCAAGUAUGGCAUUGACAAAGACAAAGUGGACAAGAGCGCUGUGGGCUUCGACUACCAGGGCAAGACGGAGAAGCACGAGUCGCAGAGAGACUAUGUGAAAGGGUUUGGAGGAAAAUUUGGUGUGCAGACAGACAGACAAGACAAAUGUGCCCUUGGCUGGGAUCACCAGGAGAAAUUGCAGCUGCAUGAAUCCCAAAAAGAUUAUAAGGCUGGUUUCGGAGGCAAAUUUGGUGUUCAGUCCGAGAGGCAGGACUCCUCUGCUGUGGGGUUUGAUUACAAGGAGAAACUGGCCAAGCACGAGUCCCAGCAAGACUAUUCCAAAGGAUUUGGUGGGAAAUAUGGCGUGCAGAAGGAUCGGAUGGAUAAGAACGCUUCAACCUUUGAAGACGUUGCAAAGGUGUCCUCUGCUUACCAGAAGACGAUCCCUGUCGAAGCCGUGACCAGCAAAGCCAGUGACAUCAGAGCCAACUUUGAAAACCUCGCCAAGGAGAAGGAGCAGGAGGACAGGCGGAAGGCGGAGGCGGAGCGAGCGCAGAGGAUGGCCAAGGAGAGGCAGGAGCAGGAGGAGGCCCGGAGGGAGCUGCAGGAGCAAGCCAGAGCCAAAAAGCAGACGCCCCCUGCGUCCCCCGCUCCGCAGCCAGCUGAGGAGGGGCCGCCCACCAGCCCCGUCUAUGAGGACGCGGCUUCAUUCAAGGCAGAGCCGAGCUACAGCGGCCCCGUGGGCGGGAGUGAGCCGGAGCCUGUGUACAGCACGGAGGGCGCCGGCUACCAGCAGGCUAGUAGCCUGCAGGGCCCAGCCUACGCCCCGGAGGCUGUCUACGAAACCACAGAGGCCCCCGGCCACUACCAAGCAGAGGAAAACGCCUAUGACGAAUAUGAAAAUGACCUGGGGAUUACGGCCAUUGCCCUCUAUGACUACCAGGCUGCGGGCGAUGACGAAAUCUCUUUUGACCCUGACGACAUCAUCACCAACAUCGAGAUGAUCGACGACGGCUGGUGGCGUGGGGUGUGCAAGGGCCGCUACGGGCUCUUCCCUGCCAACUACGUGGAACUGCGGCAGUAGGCGCCCACCAUGCUGCAGGUCAUGCCUCCGCCUGUCCUCGUUUCGUCUUUGAGGGUGGGGUGGGGAAUAUACAUACUGCUUUUAUAUUUCAUACUUUUGCUGAUGCUUUCGACACUGUUUACGCCACAGAGUUUGCUAAUAUAUUGUAUCAUGUUCCUGGGAGGACUUUGGUAAUUGUUUUUAUGCAUUUAAGGUGUUUUCCUUCUUUGCCAAAUAGACUGUCAAGUGUAGCUACUUCAAGGA
Molecule: messenger RNA, 2174 nt
Organism: Galeopterus variegatus (Sunda flying lemur)
Lineage: Eukaryota; Metazoa; Chordata; Mammalia; Dermoptera; Cynocephalidae
Gene: CTTN
Product: cortactin
Exons: 17
Coding region: 279-1931 (550 amino acids)
Biological process (GO): regulation of actin filament polymerization
Cellular component (GO): focal adhesion; site of polarized growth; actin filament
Molecular function (GO): actin filament binding
Source: RefSeq, a predicted model, not a curated record